AUGGGCGCUUCUUUCGCCUUGGCUGGAGUCACCGGGUGUCGCUGGGAAGAACAAGAAAUUCUCCCGCUCACCGCACGUCCCAUGGGCCGUGUGCCUGGUGUGCCCGUGCAUUACGCCACGGCGAUGGAGCUUGCCGGCGUCGCCUCUGGGUUGCUGGUCACUUGCUACGAAGGUCGCCCGACCAAGAUCGAAGGCAACCCCGAGCAUCCGCAGAACAAAGGCGCUUCCGACACGUACUCUCAAGCGAGCACGCUGGAGUUGUACGACCCCGAUCGUAGCUCCGAAGUCAUUGCUCGCAUCGGCGACGAAGCCGACGCAGACAACACCAACUCCUGGGGCGGGUUCGAAUCGGCCCUCGAUGCCAAACUCGGCGAUUACUCGGCCAAUUCCGGCUCCGGCUUACGCAUCCUGGCUGAAACCUCCUCGUCGCCCACGCUAGCCAAAAUGCGUUCGCGUUUUGCCGAGACCUAUCCUGAAGCGAAGUGGGUCACCUACGAGCCACUGUCGAACGAUAACGAGAUCGCCGCCACGCGUUUGGCCUUCGGCGAAGCGAUGCGUCCGCAGUACGACAUCUCGGCUGCCUCGACCAUCCUCUGCCUCGAUUCCGAUCUGCUGUGUAACGAUGCCACCGGGGUUCGCCUCGCACGCGAGUACGGUGCCCGUCGCGAUCCCGAUGCUGAGAGCAUGGUUCGCAUGUACGCCGUCGAGAGCACUUUCUCGACAACCGGCGCCAUGGCCGACCACCGCUUGCCGAUUCGCUCGCAGCAAGUUCUGGCCUUCGCCAUGGCGCUCGAAGCCGCCGUCGCCGCGAAGUCCGAUGCCGAAGCACCCGGCAAACUCUCGAAGGUCCCCAGUGGCGGAUUCCUCGAAGAAGAGUACACCGCGAAGUUCCUCGACGCUCUGGCUGAAGAUCUCGCCGAGCACCGCGGACAAGGCAUCGUGACCGUUGGCCCCCGACAGCCGAAGGAAGUGCACCUCAUUGCCUACCGUCUCAACCAAAUGUUGGGCAACGCCGGCAAGACGGUUCGCUACACCGCCUUGCCCGAGCAACUCGCCGACUCGCAGACCGAGUCGUUCAGCGAACUCUGCAAGGAGAUGCAAGACGGCAAUGUCGAUUCGCUCAUCAUCUUGGGCGGGAACCCCGUCUACGACGCCCCCUCGAAUCUCAAGUUCGGCGAAGCGUUGGAAAACGUCGAGUUCACCGCGCACUUGAGCCUCUACGACAACGAAACAUCGCACGCCUGCCAGUGGCACCUGCCGCGAGCCCAUUACCUCGAGUCGUGGGGCGACGCAUUGGCCAGCGAUGGUACCUACAGCAUCAUUCAGCCCCUGCUGCGGCCGCUGUACGAUGGCAAAACGCCCAUCGAAAUGGUCGCCAUGCUGCUGGGCAACAUCACCACACCGGCUCAAGACCUGGUGAAAGAGACCUUCUCCGAAACUGCGGGCGACGGUUGGGAAAACAAGUGGCGCCAGGCCCUGCACGAUGGUCUGCUCAAAGACUCGCAGUGGCAACCCGCCGCUCCCGAGCUACGAGCCGAACACCUCGAAGCGCUCGGUGCCGCCGAUGCCUCAGCCAGCCUGGCUGCCGAACCGCCAGAGAACGGCGAGUUGGAAAUCGUCUUCUGCCGCGAUGCUUCGGUCUACGACGGGCGCUUCGCCAACAGCAGCUGGUUGCAAGAACUCCCCGACUUCAUGACUAAAGUCACCUGGGACAACGUCGCACUCAUCAGCGAAGCAACCGCCAAGGCGUUGAAGGUGGCUAACGAGUCGCUCGUACACCUCACCUACAACGAUGUCGAGCUGACCAUGCCGGCCUACGUCAUGCCUGGUCAUGCCGAUGGCUCGAUCACCGUCAAUCUCGGCUACGGACGCGAAGCGGCCGGCUUCGUCGGCGGCAGUGUCGAGCAGGAUGUUCCCUCCGUCGGUGCAAAUGUCUACAAGAUGCGUCGCAGCGGCGCGAUGGGCUUCGACUCAGGCUUGCGAAUCGCCCCCACCGGGAAGGCUUAUCCGCUGGCCACCACCCAAGACCAUCACAUCAUGGAUGAGGUCGGUCUGCAGGGCAUGGAGCAACGCGUUGGCCUCAUCGUCCGCGAAGCCACGCUCGACGAGUACAAGCAUCAUCCCGACUUCGCUCAGCACAUGGUGCACCAUCCUCCGUUGGAAUCGCUGUGGGAAGAGCCCACACGCGAAACGGAAUACAAAUGGGGCAUGUCCAUCGAUCUGGGCAAGUGCACCGGCUGCAGUGCCUGCGUGGUUGCUUGCCAGUCGGAAAACAACAUCCCCGUCGUGGGUGCCGAUCAGGUGCAUCGCGGCCGAGAAAUGCACUGGCUGCGAAUCGAUCGCUACUUCCAAGGUUCGAUCAGCAACCCGUCCAUUUUGCAUCAACCCAUGACCUGCCAGCAGUGCGAGAAUGCUCCCUGCGAACAGGUUUGCCCGGUGGGUGCCACCAUGCACUCGGCCGAAGGCCUCAACGACAUGGUUUACAACCGCUGCGUGGGCACUCGCUACUGUGCGAACAACUGCCCCUACAAGGUGCGGCGGUUCAACUACUUCAACUUCCAAAAGGGCGAAUACGGCAAGUACCAAGACUCGCGCGACCCCAAACGUAUUGUGCUGCAAAUGGCACAAAACCCCGAGGUCACGAUUCGCUCGCGUGGUGUGAUGGAAAAAUGCACGUUCUGCGUGCAACGUAUCCAAGCCGCCAAGAUCAGCUCGAAGAACGAGAAACGCCGCAUCACCGAUGGCGAAGUCAAGACGGCUUGCCAACAGGCAUGUGCCUCGCAAGCCAUCGUGUUCGGCGACCUGGCAGAUCCGAAGAGUGAAGUCAGCAAGCUCCACCAAAGCCCUCGUGCUUAUGCCCUGUUGGGCGAAUUGAACGUCAAGCCGCGGAACCUGUUCUUGGCCCGCACCGAUCAAAACGCGGUUGACGACCCGACGCAUCGCCCAGUACUAGUCACCGGCGGACACAAUAUGUCCGACGUGACUGAAAUGGUGUCGCGUGUGGUGGAACUUCCGCCGCCCUCGCUGGCCUGGAAGAUCGCCAUCACGAUCUCGGCCUUGCUCGCGCUUCAGCUUGGGGCCCUCGUCGGCUACCUGGUGUGGACCGGCGUUGGUGUCUGGGGUAACCGCUCGCCCGAAAUGUGGGGCUGGCCGAUUGUGAACUUCGUGUUCUGGAUCGGUAUCGGUCACGCCGGCACACUGAUUUCCGCCGUGCUGUUCCUGUUCCGUCAAAAGUGGCGAACCAGUAUCAACCGUGCCGCCGAGGCCAUGACCCUCUUCGCCGUGGUUUGUGCCGGUAUGUAUCCCGGCAUUCACAUCGGUCGCGUGUGGGUCGCCUACUGGAUGUUCCCGAUCCCCAACCAGAUGUCGAUGUGGCCUCAAUUCCGCAGCCCGUUGCUCUGGGACAUGGUGGCUAUCUCCACGUACGGAACCGUUUCUGUUCUGUUCUGGUACAUGGGCCUCAUCCCCGACUUGGCCACCUUGCGAGAUCGGGCGACAACCAAAAUUCGCUUCUACGCCUACGGCUUGCUCUCCCUCGGCUGGACCGGUUCGAGCCGUCACUGGCAUCGUUACGAGAAGGCCUACCUGUUGCUGGCCGCCUUGGCCACCCCGCUGGUGCUUAGCGUGCACUCGAUCGUUAGUUUCGACUUUGCCGUCUCCCAGGUCGCCGGUUGGCACACCACCAUUUUCCCACCGUACUUCGUCGCGGGGGCCAUUUUUGGUGGGUUCGCCAUGGUGCUGUUCCUCAUGAUCCCGGCUCGCGAGUUCUUUGGUCUCAAAGACCUCGUCACGCUGCGGCACAUCGAAAACAUGAACAAGAUCCUGCUGGCCACGGGAACCAUCGUGGGCUACGCCUACGGCAUGGAGUUCUUCAUCGCCUGGUACAGCGGAAGCAUCUACGAGCGAUUCGCCUUCGUGAACCGUGCCUUUGGCCCCUACGCCUGGGCCUACGCAUCCAUGAUCUUCUGCAAUGUCAUUUCGCCGCAGGUGUUCUGGAUCAAGUCCAUGCGAACCAACAUUUGGGUGAGCUGGGUUGUAGCCAUCUUGGUCACCAUCGGUAUGUGGUUCGAGCGAUUCGUGAUCAUCGUCACCUCGCUGGCUCGCGACUACCUGCCUUCAAGCUGGGGUUACUACCGGCCGACUUGGGUCGACAUCAUGAUGUUCGCCGGCACGUUCGGCUUGUUCCUCACGCUGUUCCUGCUGUUCUGCCGGUUCCUGCCGAUGAUCGCCAUCGCCGAAGUGAAAGGCGUAAUGGAAGACGCGGACGAAUUUGGUGACGACGACUUCAAUCGCCCCACCGACUACCCCGAACGAACUGUCGGGCUGCUUGCCGAGUACUCCACCGAGCGAGAACUCCUGGCCGCGGCCGAACAGAUUCGUGAUGCGGGCUUCACGAAAUGGGACACCCACUCCCCUUUCCCCAUUCACGGCAUCGAAGACGCAAUGGGCGUAAAGCCCACCAUCCUCCCCUGGAUCGUCCUGGCCUGCGGUAUCUUCGGCGGUGCCUCCGGACUGCUGAUGCAAUGGUGGAUGAACACGAUCGACUAUCCGUUCUUCGUCAGCGGUAAGCCGCUGUUCAGCAUCCCCGCGAACAUCCCGAUCACGUUCGAGGCCACGAUUCUCCUCAGUGCCUUCGGAACGUUCUUCGGCAUGCUGGCCCUGAACCACCUGCCACAACUGUGGAACCCCCUGUUUCGCAGCGAGAUGUUUCGUCGUGUGACCGACAAUCAGUUCUUCGUCACACUCGACGCACGCGACCCCAAAUUCAACGAGGGGCAAUCCACCCAACUGCUCGAGACCACCGGUGCGAAAGCGAUUGAGCCGGUCAAAAAGAUCGAUCGCCCGGUUCGCCUCCCGCCGAUGCUGCACUACGUCGGCCUGGUCAUGACACUGCUGUUGAUCAUCCCGCCGGCGAUCGUCGUCGCCGCUCGGGCCGCGACCAAGACCGAGCCACGCAUUCACAUCAUUCCCAACAUGGACUGGCAGCCCAAGAUCGAACCGCAACAGGCAUUCCCGCUGUUUGUUGACGGUCGUGGUACCCGCCUUCCCAUUCCCGGCACCAUCGCCCGCGGGGAAUUGGACAACGAUUCGCACUUCUACCAAGGUGUGGUCGACGAAGAGUGGGCCAGCACCUUCCCCGGUCAAAUCGAGAUCAAUGCCGAGACCAUGGAGCGCGGCAAGCAGCGAUUCAACAUCUACUGCGCCGUGUGUCACGGUGAAACGGGCAACGGACAGGGCAUGGUUCACUUGCGAGCCAUCGAACGUCAAGAAGCGAACUGGCGUCCGCCAACCGCCUUGUACGACGGCCCGGUGCGAGAACAGCCGGUCGGCCAACUGUUUAAUUCCAUCACCAAUGGCGUGCGGAACAUGCCCGCCUAUGGAUCGCAGAUCCCGCCGGAAGAUCGCUGGGCCAUCCUGCUCUACGUGCGGGCACUAAAGCGUCGCAAUCGAGAUACCAUGCACAAGACACACAUUAUCAAUAUCGAAGACGAAAACCGGGUCCUGGGCAACUUGGGGCCGCGCCUGCUGCACGGUGGCGCCAUCGUCGGCUGUGUAGGGCUCGUCUUGGCCUUGCUCUUAAGCAUGGCCACGGAAGACAACGGAGUUGCAUACUUCUUCCAUUCCUACCUGUUGAACUUCACUUACUUCCUCAGCAUCUCGCUGGGGGCCCUAUUCUUCAUCGCCACGCAACAUGUUACGGCCGCCGGCUGGAGUGUGACCAUUCGUCGCAUCGCCGAGUUCAUGGCCCUGUUGCUACCCUGGAUGUUGGUCUUGUUCUUGCCCGUGCUGCUUUCGGUGCUGUUCGGCAGCUCAGACCUCUUCCAUUGGAAUAACCGAGAAUUGAUGAACCCUGAGAGCGAAGAAUUCAACGCCCUCUUGGCAAAGAAGGAACCGUACCUCAAUUCGUCCUUCUUCGGAGUUCGGGCCGUCCUCUACUUCGCCAUCUGGUUCUUGCUCGUGCGUUAUCUGGUGAGCAAGUCGCUGGAGCAAGACACCACGGGAAACCCCGAGUUGACCAACAAAAUGCAAAGCUUCGGUGCCCCCGCCUUGGUCCUCUUCGCGUUGACGCUCAGCUUCGCCGCCUUCGACUGGCUGAUGUCGCUCGAUGCCGAGUGGUUCAGCACGAUCUUCGGCGUCUACUACUUCGCCGGCUGUGCCCUGGGCUUCUUUGCCACGGCCACCCUCAUCGCUAUGUGGCUGCAAACAACGGGCCGGCUCACCCACGCCAUCACCAUCGAGCACUACCACGACAUGGGCAAGUUUUUGUUCGGGUUUGUCGUGUUCUGGGCUUACAUCGCAUUCAGCCAGUACAUGCUCAUCUGGUACGCCAACAUUCCGGAAGAAACACACUGGUAUCUCAUCCGCCAACAAAACGGCUGGGAAUACGUUUCGCUGUUCCUGUUAUUCGGCCACUUUGUCAUCCCGUUCUUCUACCUGAUGUCGCGCCACAUCAAACGUAAUAAAGUCACACUGGCCAUCGGCGCGAUCUACGUUCUGAUCGUUCACUGGAUCGAUUUGUACUGGCUCGUAAUGCCCAGCCUGAUUGAAUCGCCCUUCCAGUUCGGCGGGCUGCUCAUCGACUUGGCCUGCCUGAUCGGAAUCGGUGGGCUCUGUGUGGCCGGGUUUGCAUACGUCGCUGGAGAUCGAUCGCUGGUCUGCGAACGAGAUCCCCGCUUGGCCGAAUGUCUCGCAUUCAGCGUCAUCGUCACAAUCAUCCUCCAGGUUUGGUUGGUCGCGUUGUACUACCAGUACAACAGCCACGAGACCGCCAAGAAGGACAUCCCCGCCAAAGACAUGAUGGGUGCCACAAAGACCCUCGGCUUGGUGCUCACCGAAGCCCGUCAAGAACUCACCGCACCGCCGCGAGUUAUUGACGCCCAAACCGGUCGCAUCUCUAUCCCCAUCGCGAUGGCCGAGCAAAAGGUCCUGGCCGAACUGCAAGCCAACCCUGAAGCCAAAGUAACCGGUCCCGCCCCCCCUGCCCCGGCCGAAGGCGACACCGCUGCCCCAGCAGAAGGCGAUAAAGCCGAAGAGGGCGAGAAGCCCGCUGAGGAAAUGAAGGCUGAGGAGAAGCCAGAGGCUGACAAAAAGCCUGAAGAACCUGCGGACGAGUCGAAAGAAGAAAGCCCCAAAGAAGAGGGCGAGAAACCGGCCGAGGAGAUGAAGGCCGAAGACAAGAAAGAAGCAGACAAGAAAGAAACCGAAGAGAAGACCACGGAAGAAAAGCCCGGCGAUAAGGAAGACGCCGAUAAGAAACCGGCCGACGAAUCCUCCUCAACCGAGGAACCCAAGGAAGAGUCUGCCAGCCCAGAGGAAGAGGGCGACGAGUCAACUUCUGAAGAAGACACGUCAACCGAACCCGCAUCGUUGGCUCAGUUGGCCAACAAUGUCCCGCCCGAGAUCGAUUCGGUCGGCAUCGACGAGCAUCGCGGCGACACACUGCCGCUCGAUUUGCAGUUCGUCGAUCAUCGCGGUCAGACUGUUCGCCUGGGCGACCUGUUCGACGGCAAGCGACCGGUGCUUUUGUCGCUCAACUACUCCGAUUGCCCCAUGCUCUGUAACUUGCAGCUCAAUGGGCUCAUCAACUCACUGAAGCAGAUCGAAGGCACGCUCGGCGAAAAGUUCCGCGUUGUGACUGCCAGCAUUAAUCCCAACGAAACGCCCGAACGAGCUGCUGGUGCCCAGCAGAACUACCUUCAGAACUACGGUCGUGAGGCCACCGACGAUGCCUGGACGUUGCUCACCGGCAAAGAGGCCGCCAUCAAGCAGUUGGCCGACUCCGUAGGCUUCCGCUACGAAUUCGUCCCCGCACGGGGUGAGUACGCUCAUACUGCGGCACUGAUGAUUUGCACGCCCGAUGGGGUCAUCUCACGAUACCUCUACGGCAUCGAGUACGAUCCCUCGACGCUUCGCCUGUCAACCAUCGAAGCGGCCGACGGAAAGAUCGGCAGUGCCGUCGACCAGUUGAUUCUGUACUGCUUUCACUACGACGCAACCAAAGGGCGCUACGCACCCGCGGCGUUCAACCUCAUGCGGGUCGGUGCCUUGUUCACGCUUGUGGUGAUCGGCAUCGGGUUUGUCAUCCUCCGUCAGCGAGAACCGGGUGCCGAUGAAGACGGCGGACAAGCCGUCACCGACGAACAUCCAGCAGAUCUACCUCCGGCGGAAGAUCAACUCAGCGACGAGGCGAUUUCAGCAUUCAGUCACGCUACGCCCCCAGGGCGAGAGCUAUAG
This is a messenger RNA of Cladocopium goreaui, 8235 nucleotides long. The record is from the annotation of a GenBank genome assembly. Lineage: Eukaryota; Dinophyceae; Suessiales; Symbiodiniaceae.